Messenger RNA from Drosophila ananassae, 2221 nucleotides. RefSeq lists its product as uncharacterized. The record is from RefSeq and is a predicted model, not a curated record. NCBI's taxonomy places the organism in Eukaryota, Metazoa, Arthropoda, Insecta, Diptera, Drosophilidae. Bases 18 to 1052 code for a protein of 344 amino acids. The transcript has a single exon.
UUGUAGUUUUCAGCGAAAUGCUGCUCUUGCCGUCGGAUCUGUUGUCGCUGCUGCUUCUGUCCCUUGCCGCCUUCCUAUCCAAAUCGCAUGGCUAUGACAGGAGCAUUAACUACUGGGAGGCCUUUGCUCCGGGUAAACUGCUCCAGCGCCUGGACGCCAUCACCGAUGUGGAUGGCGCCAGAGCGGUCCACUUGCCAGAAAUGAAGCAGUUGGUAGAGAACCAGCCGCAGGCUCAGGCUCAAGAGAAGCUGGACGAAGAUGUGGAUACGGAUGCAGAGCUGGAUGUGGAUGUGGACGCGGAAGCGGAGGCGGAUGAAGUGGAUAGCCACAGUGCAGAGGGCUUCUCUGGCGAGGAUUACGAGCACAACUACGAGAACUUCGUCAAGGCGUACUUCGAUAGGGCGGCGGAGGACGAGGACGACGAUCUGGGCGAGGAGACCCGGCCGGUGGCCGCCAACGUGAGGAAGGACGAAAAGUGCCGGAAGACCAAGCGGAAAGACGGGCAGGUGUGCGAAAUAUGCAGGCAGCCCAAGAACAAUGAAGUAUCCGAGACCUGCAGCUACUCCCACGACGAUCAGCCGGAGAAAUACAGCUACGGCAGUGGCACCCAGUACAAGAAGUACAGACAAGACCCGGAAACGAAGGCAGACGAUGCGGACGAGCGGAAGGCGUCAACGGAGGAGCAGGUGUCCCCCAGCAGCCUGUGCGUGCGCCGGCAGCAGGGCAAGAGUGUCUGCUACGAGUGCCAGGACAGCAAGGGCCAGAAAAUCAAACGCUGCUACAAAGGAAAGGCAAACGCAAAGUCCAAGAAGCUCAAGAAGAAGGCUGUGUCCUCCUCCUCCUUGUCUCAUAAGCCCCGGAAACCCCGAUCCCAGCAGUCCCAGCAAUCGGAGCAGGAACAACGCAUCUACAAGCGCACCAUUAGCUACAGCUACGCCCAGGAGAUGGACGGAACUCCCGUCAAUCGGACUCUAGCCAAGGCUCCUCCUCUAAUACGCCGCCGGCGGCUGGUCAAGAUCAGACGACGUCGUGGCCCAGUUCCGGUUCAAUAAUGUUUUUGUUUUAUUGUUAUAUUAUUACAUUUUUUUUUGUUAAAUUGCUAGCCCCCGUCUAAUAACUCAUCGCAAUCCCCACUCAGUAGCUUAGAUUAAUUAUUUUUAAUUUUUUUGUUGCAAUAAAAACAAGAGUUUAUAUGAACAAAUUUUAAAUACUUGUGGUGUAACUAGCUAGAAAUUAAAAUAAAAUAAAAAAACCAAAAAAUCAGACGAAAUAUUAAGAAAUCGAACUACUUUUGGAAGAAACAAUAAAAAAUUAAUGACAAUGUGAUUAAAAUAGAUACAAAAAUAAAUUGGUGAAUAAAAAAAUAUUCCAUUUAGUUAAGAUGGCAACAAAAUAUAAUCACUAAACUAUUUAUAUUUUACAAUUUUGUAAAUCGGGUUCUGGACAAAAAUCAGCAAGUACAAAUUUCAAAAUUUUGAAAAACCUUUUGAAAAUAAUAAAGAUUUAAAAUACAAAUCGGGUUUAAUGGAACAACUUCAAAUAGAAAACAAUUAUUAAGCUGUAUAUCAAAGAAUCCCCCAAAUCCCCAAUAGUUUUUUUUUUUUAAUAAAUAAAACUCGUAUUUCAAUUAAACAACAAAACUUUCACAAAAGUCGUUUAUUAGCGCGCCUCGUUCUCUGGCGAUUUCAGCAAUUUCUCAAUCGUUUCUUCCACAUUUUUCUAAUUUUUGAUUCACAAACAAGUAUUUCGAUACAUUUGCAUAGAACUGGAAGCUUUAAGUGGCAAUUGAAUACAUAAUCCGGGACAUUUACUUAAUAAUAGUACUAUUCAGCUGCCGGAAAAAGUCAGUUCUGAUUUCGUCGUUUAGAAAAGGACAGAUGCACAGCAUUCAAAAAAGAGGGGGACAGAAAAUAGCUUAUAAAUGCAGCUUAAGGAAUACAAUUUUUAAAAAUUUAUUAUUUUCGUGCAGUUAAGAUCACAACGCUUUUAAUAUGAAACCAUAUAUUUAAAAAAAAAACACUGAAACAGAUAGCCUGAAACCGACUCUCGAGCCUUUUCUUUCCCCAUGCUUUUUAGUUUAAAUUUUUAACUAUUUCAAAUUAAAUUUUAAUUAAAUUUCACUCAGCAAUAGCCACUUAAAAUUUAAUUAAAACUUUGAAAGCUGUAUGCUUGUUGGUGCAUUUUGUGCGAGUGGCAAAAUAAUGAUAUUUUCGAAUAUUUA